This is a messenger RNA of Balaenoptera acutorostrata (minke whale), 889 nucleotides long. RefSeq names its product serine palmitoyltransferase 1-like. The record is from RefSeq and is a predicted model, not a curated record. Gene Ontology annotation, biological process: sphingosine biosynthetic process; ceramide biosynthetic process. Lineage: Eukaryota; Metazoa; Chordata; Mammalia; Artiodactyla; Balaenopteridae. Gene Ontology annotation, cellular component: endoplasmic reticulum. The coding region runs from base 1 to 591 and encodes 196 amino acids. The transcript has 7 exons. Gene Ontology annotation, molecular function: pyridoxal phosphate binding; serine C-palmitoyltransferase activity.
AUGUCGUACAUUGAUGUGCACUUGGAUUUGGAAGACCGCCUGGCAAAAUUUAUGAAGACAGAAGAAGCCAUUAUAUACUCAUAUGGAUUUGCCACCAUAGCCAGUGCUAUUCCUGCUUACUCUAAGAGAGGGGACAUUGUGUUUGUCGAUAAAGCUGCCUGCUUUGCUAUUCAGAAGGGAUUACAGGCAUCACGUAGUGACAUUAAGCUAUUUAACCAUAAUGAUAUGGAUGACCUGCAGCGACUAUUGAAAGAACAAGAGAUUGAAGAUCAAAAGAAUCCUCGCAAGGCUCGUGUAACUCGACGUUUCAUUGUAGUCGAGGGGUUAUAUAUGAAUACUGGAACUAUUUGCCCUCUUCCAGAAUUGAUUCUUCUCAAAAUAUAUUGGCUACUUGAGAGAUGUCAUUACACUCCUGUGAUUUAUACAGAAGCGUACUGUCUUGUCCACUCUGACUGGCGGGCUUCCCCAUCAAGAAGUCUCUUAGUGAAACUCCAUGCCGCUCAGACUCUGAUUCUGAAAAAUCAACUUUCAAAUAUAAACAUUCCUGAAAUCAGAAAACUGUACAUAUUAGCUGCCGAAAACUGGGUUUAAACCCAAUUUUACACCCUCUUGUUUGACUGCAGUCAGGGUGGAGUGAAGGAGACAGUUGGGUUUUGAAUUCCUGAACACUGGAGAUGGAAAGGGAGUGAAGCCCGUGGGACAAAGUGUGCAGGUAGCCACAAAGCUGCCCACGGACCUCCUGGAGCACAACUGCGUGUUCUUAAUGGUAGAUUACCUUGGGGUAAUUUUCCAUUCGUUUAAUAAAUAUUUGCUGAAGAACCUAUUUAGUGUCACUUAUCCUUCUGAAGGAAGAAGUUAAAUAUUAAUAAAAUGCUCCAGGUUUAAUUUA